GUCCAUUGAAUCGCGCGGCGGCCGGCGGCGAGCGCGGGGCUGCGCCGGGAUCGCUGCGCCCUCCGCCGCCCGCCUCUGCGCCCGCCCGGGCCACCGCCGCUCCUCGCCCGCGCCUGCCCCACGAUGGGCCGCUCCCGGCACCAGCCCGGCGGGCUCUGCCUCCUGCUGCUGCUGCUCUGCCAGUUCAUGGAGGACCGCAGCGCCCAGGCUGGGAACUGCUGGCUCCGCCAAGCCAGAAACGGCCGCUGCCAGGUCCUGUACAAGACGGAGCUGAGCAAGGAGGAGUGCUGCAGCACCGGCCGCCUGAGCACCUCGUGGACCGAGGAGGACGUCAACGACAACACGCUCUUCAAGUGGAUGAUUUUCAACGGGGGCGCCCCCAACUGCAUCCCCUGUAAAGAAACGUGCGAGAACGUGGACUGUGGCCCCGGGAAAAAAUGCCGGAUGAACAAGAAGAACAAACCCCGCUGCGUCUGCGCCCCAGAUUGCUCCAACAUCACCUGGAGAGGCCCGGUCUGUGGACUGGACGGGAAAACCUACCGCAACGAGUGCGCGCUCCUCAAGGCCAGGUGCAAAGAGCAGCCCGAGCUGGAAGUCCAGUACCAGGGCAAGUGUAAAAAGACCUGUCGGGAUGUUUUCUGUCCAGGCAGCUCCACUUGUGUGGUGGACCAGACCAAUAAUGCCUACUGUGUGACGUGUAACCGGAUUUGCCCGGAGCCCAGCUCCUCUGAGCAGUCCCUCUGUGGGAACGAUGGAGUGACCUACCCCAGUGCCUGUCACCUGCGGAAGGCUACCUGCCUCCUGGGCAGGUCCAUUGGAUUAGCCUACGAGGGAAAGUGUAUCAAAGCAAAGUCCUGUGAAGAUAUCCAGUGCACUGGUGGAAAAAAGUGUUUAUGGGACUUCAAGGUUGGCAGAGGUCGAUGUUCCCUGUGCGAUGAGCUGUGCUCUGAGAGUAGGUCCGAGGAGCCCGUCUGUGCCAGUGACAAUGCCACAUAUGCCAGCGAAUGUGCCAUGAAGGAGGCUGCCUGCUCCUCGGGUGUGUUGCUGGAAGUAAAGCACUCCGGAUCUUGCAACUGAAUCUGCCCGUAAAACCUGAGCCAUUGAUUCUUCAGAACUUUCUGCAGUUUUUGACUUCAUAGAUUAUGGUUUUUUUUUAAACGUAUUGCGUAACAGCAGAUGCCCAAAAAAAAAAAAAAGCAUCUCACUUCAAGUCACGUAAACGUGCGCCGCUGUAAUGUGGCCGUAUCAGAGGGCUUUGAAACAUACACUGAGCUGCUUCUACGCUGUUGUGGUCCACAUUUAAACAACAGCUCCCCUGUAUUCCCCCAUCUAGCCAUUUCGGAAGACACCGAGGAAGAGGAGGAAGAUGAAGAUCAGGACUACAGCUUCCCUAUAUCUUCCAUUCUAGACUGGUAAAGCCUCCACCAGGGUUGGCAUAGCCUUUGGGCAAAAAAAAAAAAAAAAGAAAGAAAGAAAGAAAGAAAAAGAAAAAAGAAAAAAGAAAAAGAAAAAAUAUAUAUUGUCCAUACUGUAAAUAAGUGUACGCUUAUUUAUUUGGGGGGAAACUAUACAUACAGGACCUUUGUCCUCCAGCUCUCUCCCAGGCCACCUUGUUACCCUUCGGACACGGAGAGGCAGUCAUUGUGAGGUCUACUGGAUGAGGCCCGUAGUUGAGACUUGUAGACAUUUAUUUAUACUGUGUCAUGUUUUAUAAUUUAUACAUAAAAUGUCUGGUUGACUGUACACCUUGUUUUUGAAGAAAUUUAUUCGUGAAAGGAAGAGCAGUUGUUAUUUAUUGUGAGGUCUCUUGCUUGUCAAGUGGAAGCUUUUUCUUUUUUUUUUUUCCUUGUAAACCAUUUAAGUCCAUUCCUUACCGUCUCACUCACCUGUCCCCUGCAUCUCGCUGUUGUUAGACUCCUUUCCAAUUUAACAAACUUGCAUGUCAGUUUGUCAUGUUUAUUUAUUGGGUUCUCUGCUGCCUGUUCUGUACAUACAUGACCCCUCGGGUUUUGUUUACAAGGAAUCUUGACUGACCAAAAGGCAUUGUAACUGACUCCAAUAGAAGGGACGGGGGAGACGUCUUUGAGGGGACUCCUCCUUCAGUGCUCUUGUGACGGCGACGUCUGUGAGACAGGCGAUCGCGAUGCUCGACUUCUAAUGAUGUACUGUGACAGAGCCAAAGAAACCGAGUGAUGGGGUCCGGGGGCUGAGGAGGGCGCGCUACCCUCACCUUCCCCAGGUGUUUCCUUUCAGCUGGUCUUCUGUACCUUUAAAUUAGUUCCUUUUCAACGAGUGUGUCACGAAAAGUCAUAUGGAAGCUUUAUCAGUUCAAGUUUCUUGCUUUUCAUAAUGCUUUUUUCUGAUGCAAUUUUAUAUUUUCAAACAUGGCAAGUUAAAUAUAAAUUCAUUUAAAUAUAUAGUUUUGUACUUUUCUACCAUGUAAAUGUGCAAUGUAUAUAAAAGUUAUAAUGUGUAUUUGUAAAUAAAUGAUGAGUGAAAAAAUAAAAAAAUUUUAAAAAGCCAA
This is a messenger RNA of Molossus molossus (Pallas's mastiff bat), 2524 nucleotides long. It is a transcript of the gene FST, whose product is annotated as follistatin. The transcript has 6 exons. The record is from RefSeq and is a predicted model, not a curated record. Gene Ontology annotation, molecular function: protein binding; activin binding. The coding region runs from base 124 to 1077 and encodes 317 amino acids. Gene Ontology annotation, biological process: cell differentiation; negative regulation of activin receptor signaling pathway; multicellular organism development. NCBI's taxonomy places the organism in Eukaryota, Metazoa, Chordata, Mammalia, Chiroptera, Molossidae.